Molecule: messenger RNA, 680 nt
Organism: Symbiodinium pilosum
Lineage: Eukaryota; Dinophyceae; Suessiales; Symbiodiniaceae
Source: the annotation of a GenBank genome assembly
AUGCUGGUUUUAACCUCUGGCGGUGCGAUCCUCGAUGAGUCCAAGCCACUGAUGCAACAGCUCACUGGAGACGAAAUUACGUAUGCUGAUCAGCACGUGGGUGCGGGCCAAGCAGCUGUAAGCCUGCUUCGUGCUUUGGCUGAGUGGCCACGACACCGAUUGUGUGUGGCAGACAUGGCCGCAACUGAUGCAAUUUGCUCCUUGACCGUAGGCGAUGAUUUCAAUUUGAGUCUGGAUGGGGCCAUGCUGCCAAACGCAAUGCAGACGUUGACCUUUGGCGACUGCUUCAACGAAAGCCUCGCGCACAUAGCCUUGCCAAGCAGCGUGCUGACGCUGACCUUUGGUAGCCGAUUUAACCGAAGCCUUUCGGCCGUCUCGCUACCUGCAAGCCUGCAGGCGCUGACCUUCGGCCGAGAUUUCGAUCAACGUCUGGACGGUGUGGUGCUGCCCAGCGGUCUCCAGACUUUGACCUUCGGCGACCGGUUCAACCAGAGUCUAGAAGGUUGCACGCUUCCAAGUCAGCUUCAAACUUUGACCUUCGGCUGGGCAUUCAACCAGAGCCUGGACGGAGUCCUUCUUCCGAGCAGCUUGAGGACGUUGACUUUUGGUCAUAACUUUGACCAGAGCCUGGAAGGGCUUUCUCUGCCCAGCAGCUUGGAAACUUUGACCUUCGGGCGCGA